Xenopus laevis (African clawed frog) is the source of this 1049-nucleotide messenger RNA. RefSeq names its product LLPH pseudogene 3 S homeolog (gene llph.S). Gene Ontology annotation, cellular component: chromosome; nucleolus. Gene Ontology annotation, biological process: dendrite extension. The record is from RefSeq and is marked provisional. Gene Ontology annotation, molecular function: RNA binding. Lineage: Eukaryota; Metazoa; Chordata; Amphibia; Anura; Pipidae.
GAAGCGCUUUCAGAAGUGGUCGGAGCUCUGCGUUGUCCUAAUCGUGUGACACGUGUUGGGGAUCUGUCGGGUCUCUAGUAUUUUUUUUUUUUUUUUUAAAUACAUCAAAAGCAAAAUGGCUAAAAGCUUAAGAAGCAAGUGGAAAAGGAAAAUGCGGGCAGAAAAGAGAAAAAAGAAUGCACCUAAGGAACUUGCCAGAUUGAAAACUGUAUUGGCCAAGGGAAGCAAUGUACUUAUGGAUGACGUGAAAGAAAUUGCAACCAUUGUGCCUGCAAAGAAAAUAAAUGAGAAAAUGGACUUGGACGUUGAUGCGCCUGAAGGUGAGUCAAGUAAGAUGGAUACGGAAUUAAAACGCAAUAAGAAGAACCUGCGUGACCAGCACGGCCAGUAUCCUGUAUGGUUCAAUCAAAGACAGCAAAAAAAGCUGAAAUCACAAUGUGGAAAGAAAAAAGGCAAAUCCAAGCAGGCAAAGAAAUUGGCUUGGUAGAUAUUUCAUUCCCAACCUGUACAAAGCAAAUUUGACAGGAGUGAGUUCCAGCUGAUUCAAUGUACUUGCUGUUUGUCAUAAAGAGCAAGAAUCAUCUACAGCAGAACAGAUGAAAAUAAAAUUAUACCUGGCUUAUAGAAGCAGACUGUACUGUGGAUAAUGAAUAAUGGCGUCUUGUAUUUUAAAGUCUGCAUUUUUGAUAGUUUAAAAAGGCUUUUUUUGUUUCUUCUGAGUUGAACUGAGCUGCAUGUUAACUAUGUACUGCUGCAGCUCUGUGUGACAUCCUCUUACUUUUUGAGUUGAAAACACAAUCGCAUUUGUUAUAGUUCUGAAUAUGCAUUCUCAACAGGUUUAUUGUCUUCUCUGGAUGCAUGAGUGACAGAGAACAUGUGCCCAUGUUGAUUAAUAAAUCACCUAUAGUUUUUUAAAGAACAGAACUAUAAAAUACACUGUACAAUUAACCCUCUGUGAGACUAGUUAAUUCUUGCUAGAUAUUCCACUUAUGUACUGAAAAUAAUAAUCGAUGCUAUUAUAUUGAUGAUAAUACAGGAAGGUUGCUCAA